CACGAAUUAUCCCGAUCACGUCCAGUCACAAAAAGCACAGGACGACGUGCAUGAUGAUGCACGCACGGCUUCCACGUCUCUUUCACCGGCGGACGAUCCCUGCCCGCGUACCGAAACUCGCGUGGAUUCACGUUUAUUCGAUAGUACGGCUCGCUAAACACGAGGUCUCUCCACUUCGAGAAUAUAUCCCGCGAUGCUGGAGAGUGUUCAAGUUGCUCCGUGAGGGAGAGACACGACAGCAUAUAGAGACGGACAGAUACGGACGGUCAUAUGCGUGUCGCGCAGCGGACCCAGUGUUAACGAUGCAACUUAAAAAUCCCAGCUAAGAGUAUGACAUCGGGCCAAAGAGAAAGGGACGAGAAGCGUGCGAUCGAAAUAUCUCCCCCCAAUGACAACCGCACUGCUCAAGCAACAGCAUCCGACUGCUUUACUGGGCCCAUCAACACCAUGGGCAACCUAUGCAGCUGUGGCGACGUCUGGUGUAACUUCAGGAAUUGUCGGUAAAGUUCAUGACAAAUACUGAUACACGUGAACCCGUGGAUCAUGUGAUUGCCUUAUUAGUCGCAGUACAAACCUUCCUGCGUCAGUGAACCACGAUGAACGCUACACGUUGGUCAUACGCUUCCCGUCACUACUUUAAAAUGUCAAGAAAAACGUGAGGUCUUCGACAGUCACGUUAUUCACAACUGGGAGUAUCCAAAUGCAACGAAUAGUUUAAUUCCGAGGACCAAGGAUGUCAAAACGACUGAGCUUCUAUGGUCUAGUAGGCCUGGCGUCCCUUUGCAUCUUCUUCUUAGCAUUUAAUCAACGCUACAGCAGCUACCUUGAGCAUCGACUGCAGCCGGUGAUAUCGGAUGUGGAAAUAAGGCCACGCAUCAGCAAAAUUCAAGAUCCAGUAACGGCAUAUUUUAGAGGGUCCAUUGAAAAUGUCACACUUUCUGAAAUACAGGAGGUUGUUGACCAGCAGAGGAAAGCAAUUGAGAGAGAAAUGGAAGGCUACAGGUAUCCGAAUGGAAAAUAUGGAGUUAAUAUCAGUAAGUUAGAAGACUUAGUAUUGGAAAGGGGAGGAAGACCCAUGAGGAGUGUGAUUUUAACAAGUUGGCGAAGCGGAAGUACAUUUUUUGGUGAUGUAGUCAACGCACAUCCAGCAAAUUUUUAUCAUUAUGAACCCCUACUUGAUUUUGGAAUCGUACAAAUUAGGGGGCCACCUCUCGCCGACGAAGCUCUUAGAAAUCUCGAAGCAUUACUAAGAUGUGAUUUUAGCAAUCUUGAUCGAUAUUUGGAAUAUGGUAAAACUCAUCCUUGGGUUUUUAAUCAUAACACGCAUUUAUGGAAACAGUGUCAGAUUCACAAAAAAAUUUGUUGGGAUCCACGAUUUGUUUCUAAAUUUUGCAAACUAUUCCCCUUUCAGUCAAUGAAAAUUGUUCGUUUAAGAUUACGUGCUGCAGAAAAACUUUUAGAACAAGAUUUAGGAAUACGUUUAGUUCUAUUAAUUCGUGAUCCAAGAGGGAUUUUACAAUCGAGAAAGCAUCGAGAAUGGUGCCCUACAAAACCCGAUUGCUCGGAUCCUGCGUUGGUAUGUGCAGAUAUGGUUUCGGACUUUAGUGCAGCAGUACAACUAAUUAAAAAAUAUCCUUAUACCUUCAGGGUAGUGCGUUACGAAGAUCUAUCCGUAGAUCCCUACAAACAUGUAAAAGAACUAUAUAAUUUCUACGGUUUGGACUUUCAUGCAAAUGUAAAAAAGUUUUUAGAUACUCAUACAAAAAACGACGUUGGUGGUGUUUCGAGCACUUUUCGAAAUUCAAAAGUGGCGCCAUUUCAUUGGCGGACAGAUCUCGAUUUCGAGGAAGUUGAUGAGAUACAAAGAGUUUGCGCAACAGCUAUGCGGCUAUGGGGAUACGUUAUGGCAUCAAAUUCUAGCCACCAAAAGGAUUUCGACCCACUCAUAGAUUAUAAACUGCAGUUGUGACACGUGACGUAACAUACGAUAAAUGUCUAAUAUCUGAACGUAACUAUUACUGUGUAGAAUGGUUAUAAUUAUUAGCUUAUCUGCACAGAUACCGGGAUUAUCACAAGUGCCCUCAUUCACAUUGAAAAGGUGGUGUUGAUAGUUUGCGUAGAUAAGCGCUUAUGAACUCUUACAAUCGAUUCCUGUUGCCGAUCUAUCUUGGAUUGAUAAAAAAGUAGCAAAUUAUCGAACCUUGUAAGACCAAUGGUGAAACAUGUUCCUUAAUGAAUUCAAGAGAUGCAUAAGUGCUCUUUGAGCUUGUUGCAAAAUGAAUAGACUUGAUCUAGAAUCUUAGACCAGAGUAUUAGGUGCAAAGAUUAGAAGUUCCUAAGACCCUGGUGUGCAACAAGAAAAUAUCCAUAUCAAUGCAGAUAUUAAAUGAACUUAAACGAUAAUCUUUUUUAGAACUCAAAGUUUAACCGUCGCAAU
This is a messenger RNA of Eufriesea mexicana, 2437 nucleotides long. Its product is annotated as carbohydrate sulfotransferase 4. The transcript is spliced from 9 exons. Bases 734 to 1969 code for a protein of 411 amino acids. Gene Ontology annotation, biological process: N-acetylglucosamine metabolic process; sulfur compound metabolic process. The record is from RefSeq and is a predicted model, not a curated record. Lineage: Eukaryota; Metazoa; Arthropoda; Insecta; Hymenoptera; Apidae. Gene Ontology annotation, molecular function: N-acetylglucosamine 6-O-sulfotransferase activity.